UCUCUCAAACCUAUUCUUCUGCUUCCAAAAUGGCGUCUUCUUCUUCUUCUGAUUGGGAGUUUGACGUGUUUCUUAGUUUUAGAGGAACGGAUACUCGCAAUACUUUUACUGGUCAUCUCAAUACAGCCUUAAAGAGUAAAGGAAUUAGGACCUUUAUCGAUGAUAAGGAGCUCAGAAGAGGGGAGGACAUUUCUUCAACACUUUUUACAACAAUAGAAAAAUCAAGGUGCUCAACAGUUGUUCUGUCAGAAUGUUAUGCAACUUCCAAAUGGUGCUUAGAGGAACUGGUAAAGAUGUUGGAGUGCAAGACAACCAUAAAACAGAGGGUUGUGCCCAUUUUCUACCAUGUGGACCCGUCGGAUGUUCGGGGACAGGGCGGAAGUUUCGGACAAGCCUUGGAUGCACACAAAAAGAAUUUGAAAAUCGAGGAGAAGCAGUUGCAGAGGUGGUCGGCGGCUCUCACUGAGGUUGGCAAUUUAUCCGGCUGGGACUUGGGAAAUAAGUCUGAGGCUCAGCUCAUUCUGGAUAUUGUCGCAGAUAUUUCAAAAUAUUUAAAUUGUGCAUCCUCAAAUAAUGCUCAGAACCUAGUGGGAGUUGACUCUUGCAUAAAGGAAUCGGAAUCAGUCUUGUGUUUUGAGUCAACUGAUGUUCGGAUGAUUGGAAUUUGCGGUAUGAGUGGCAUAGGCAAGACUGCCCUUGCCAGAAGUAUUUAUGAACGGUUUUCGGACAAAUUUGAAGGUUGUUGUUUUCUUACUAAUGUAGGAAAUGUGGAAAGAGAAGGAACUGACUAUUGGAAAAAGGACCUUCUUUCAAGUGUAUUGAAGGACAAUGAUAUAGAUGUGACAAUCACUUCGAUAAAGACAAGACUUGGCUCUAAAAAAGUUCUUAUUGUUGUUGAUAAUGUGAGCCACCAAUUGACAAUGAAAACGUUAAUUGGAAAACAUGAUUGGUUUGGUCCUCAAAGUAGGAUCAUUAUAACAACUAGGAAUAAAAGGUUUCUAAGUGGAAUGGAUGCAAUGUAUGAAGUCCAGAAAUUGCAGGAUGAUAAAGUGGUUGAGCUCUUUAAUCAUUGUGCCUUUAGAAAGGACCAUCCAGCAGAAAGUUUUGAGAGGUUCUCUCUCCGUUUUAUAGCGUAUGCUCAAGGUCUUCCAUUAGCUCUUGAGGUUUUAGGUUCUUCUUUAUAUAAAAAGGACCAAGACUACUGGAAAAGUAAAUUGGAUGAGCUAGAAAAAACCCUUGACAAGGAAAUUCAGGGAGUACUUCAAAAAAGUUUUGAUGAGUUAAAUGAUAAUGAGAAGGAUAUAUUUCUAGAUAUUGCAUGCUUCUUCAAAUGCAGCAACAAAGAUCAUAUAAUGAAAAUACUUGAGAGUUGCAACUUGUUUCCUGGGAGUGGAAUAGAAAAUCUCAUUGAUAGAUUUCUCAUAACAUUUUCUUGUGAGAAGUUGGAGAUGCAUGAUUUAUUACAAAAAAUGGGAUGGAAAAUUGUUACUCAGACUUCGAAAGAGCCUGGGAAACGUGGCAGAUUGUGGAUGCAGGAUCAUAUAUGUCAUGUAUUGGAAAAAAAUACGGGAACCAAAGAAGUUAAAGGCAUAUUCCUCAACUUGUUUGGUUUGAAGGAAAUACACUUUACCACUGAAGCCUUUGCAAGGAUGAACAGGCUUAGAUUACUAAAAGUCUAUGAGUCUAACCUUUCAGAUGACUCUGACUCCGAAAGUACCUCAAGGAAGAGGAAAUGUAAAAUGCGCUUUUCUGAUGACUUUGAAUUUCAUUCCGAUGAGUUGAGGUAUUUAUAUUGGCAUGAAUAUCCUCUGCAAACAUUGCCAUCUCAUUUUAAGCCCAAGAAUCUUGUCUGCCUCUGCAUGCCUUACAGCCAGAUUACUGAGCUCUGGAAAGGAAGUCAGGUUUGUGAAAAUUUAAAAUUUUUGGAUCUCAGUAACUCCAAAUUCCUAAUGGAAACUCCAGAUUUCUCAAGGAUCACCAAUCUUGAAGCGCUGGUUCUGGACGGUUGUACUAAUUUAUGUCACCUUCACUCGUCCCUCGGACGCCUGAGGAAACUCGCUUUCUUGAGUGUGAGCAACUGCAUAAAACUUAGGGAUUUUCCAGCCAUCUAUGAGUUGGUAUCCGUUCAAACUCUGGAUCUAUCUGGUUGCUCAAAUCUACAGAAAUUUCCAGAUAUCUCACAGCAUAUGCCAUGCUUAUCCAAGUUGUAUUUAGAUGGGACUGCUAUAACAGAAAUCCCAGCCUCAAUAGCCUAUGCCAGUGAGCUCGUUCUAUUGGAUUUAACAAACUGCAAAGAGCUCAAGUUUCUUCCAAGUAGCAUUGCUAAAUUGACACUUCUUCGUAUCCUUACGCUGUCUGGCUGCUCAAAACUUGGAAAGUUUCAACAGAACUCAGGGAACUUGGACCGCCUAGUUGAGCUCAAAGCAGAUGGAUCUACUAUAAGGCAACCGCCUUCCUCUAGAGCUGUCUUGAGAAAUCAUAAAGCAUCUGCUUAAUCCUUGCCAAGAACUUCAGAGUCCAUCAGUUUCUUGUUGUCUAAUUUAAAUUUAGUUCGACUAAAUUUAAGUGACUGCAAUAUAAAGAGUGGAAAGCGCCUUAGUCAUCUUGGCAUCCUAUCUUCACUCAAGUCUCUGAACUUAAGUGAAACCGCUUCAUUCAUCUACCUUGUAUCUUCAAAGGACUUUCUAAUCUGUCCAGGCUUGACUUGCACGAUUGCAGGAGGCUUCAGACAUUGCCCUUGCUUCCACCAAGUGUACGAAUUCUAAAUGCAAGUAAUUGCACGUCCCUGGAAUCAAUCCUCCCUAAAUCAGUUUUCAUGUCUUUUAGAGGCUGUCUAUUUGGUAAUUGCCUCCGACUCAUGAAGUACCCAAGUACAAUGGAGCCUCAUAUACGAAGUGUGGCAACCCAUGUUGAUCAGGAAAGAUGGAGUUCCACUUAUGAUGAAGAAUACCCAUUUUUUGCUGGUAUCCCAUUCAGCAAUGUCGUUCCUGGGAGUGGAAUACCUGAUUGGUUCAGGCAUCGUAGGGAAGGGCAUGACAUAAAUAUAGAGGUACACCAAAAUUGGUAUAGCAGCACCCCAGGAAGUAAUAAUAAUUUCCUGGGAUUGACUCUUUCUGCUGUUGUAGCACCCCAGGAUGGGGUCCUUGGAAGGGGUUGGUAUCCAUACUGCGACUUGUACACCCAAAAUGAUCCUAAAUCCGAAUCCAGUCACAUAUGUUCCUUCACUGAUGGCCGCACUUACCAACUUGAACAUACUCCAAUUGAGUCAGAUCAUCUAUGGUUAGCGUAUGUACCAUCAUUUUUUAGCUUCAGUUGUGAGAAAUGGAGUUGCAUUAAGUUUUCAUUUGGUACAAGCGGGGAAUGCGUUGUGAAGAGCUGUGGAGUUUGCCCAGUGUACAUUGAAGGCACCACAAAUGAUCAUAACAAGCCCAUGGGAAGUGCCUACACAGAUAUGAACGAUUCAGUAUUGCAAGCUACCAGAAUCCGAAGCGUUGGAAACUCUCGUACUGACUCACAUGCCCCGGACCCAGAAAGGUUUGAGAGGCAGCGAAAUCCUCCCGUAUCACGGACUAGAAUUGACCGCAAUAUUCAAGUAAGUUUUAGAUAAUGUGAAUGAAAUUAACUCAUAAAGUAUAUGCUACCGAUACAAUUUUUUACAAUCGCUAGUAAUGAGUAUUACUUUUGGUGUUCAUCUUAA
This is a messenger RNA of Vitis riparia (riverbank grape), 3697 nucleotides long. Its product is annotated as disease resistance protein RUN1-like. The transcript is spliced from 5 exons. Lineage: Eukaryota; Viridiplantae; Streptophyta; Magnoliopsida; Vitales; Vitaceae. Gene Ontology annotation, biological process: defense response; signal transduction. The coding region runs from base 30 to 2495 and encodes 821 amino acids. The record is from RefSeq and is a predicted model, not a curated record. Gene Ontology annotation, molecular function: ADP binding.